This is a messenger RNA of Iphiclides podalirius (scarce swallowtail), 444 nucleotides long. Lineage: Eukaryota; Metazoa; Arthropoda; Insecta; Lepidoptera; Papilionidae. The record is from the annotation of a GenBank genome assembly.
AUGUGUGCGUCUCAGUGCCGCCGCGACGCAAUACCAGAUUUUCUGCUGUCGAAAUUGCCUGUAGACGCAAUUUACAGCACAAAACGAUCGCGUUACGGGCCAGUGCCACCUCGGGCCGGCAAACGUGCUUAUACCGUAGUGCCCGCACCCUGGGAGACAACCCGCGGGGGUGGGUGGGGAUAUUUUGGAGGCAUGAGGGGUGAGGGGAGGGGGAGUAAACGUCAUUCAAGCAUGGAAUGUAACGACAUAUUAGGAAUCGAGGAACCGCUACGCUCCGUAAAGGGUAAGCCGAUGGAGGGAAAAUUAGCCGCUAUCUUUGCCACAGUCGCUCACGUCACUAAAAUCACGCAACGCCCCAGAACAGCACACAACAUAGGCGGCGUGCGCUGCGAUGAGGUGAAAGUUGACGAGGGCGGUAUGAACAACAAACUACGCGAACAGUCA